Messenger RNA from Alligator mississippiensis (American alligator), 10218 nucleotides. RefSeq names its product matrix remodeling associated 5 (gene MXRA5). Gene Ontology annotation, cellular component: extracellular region. Lineage: Eukaryota; Metazoa; Chordata; Crocodylia; Alligatoridae. Bases 892 to 9522 code for a protein of 2876 amino acids. Gene Ontology annotation, molecular function: protein binding. The transcript is spliced from 8 exons. The record is from RefSeq and is a predicted model, not a curated record.
ACCGCGCCGCACAAGCAGCCAGGAGGUGGAGCCGCAGCCGGAGCAGGGCAUUGCCUGCCCAGUGCUCCGGGCGCUUUCUCCACAUGCUGGCUUUGCAGAGUGACUUGAUUGCUUGAGCUCGAUCUGAAAGAGGGGGGAGGCCUCGUCAAUUUCAUCCUCGUCCAUUUCACCCUGUCAGUUUCCCAAGUGCCUGAGAGCACCAGAGUGUGUGAAGUGACUGGGCGGCCUGAAGCGACUUGUAUUGUCCCAUCUUUUCCUCUAGAAGCAAGAGAUCCCUGGAUUAAUUCUACUACAUAGAUACACAUAUAAUAGCGUAUGUGAUAUAUAUUCUAUACAGAAUAUAUUGCAUAUAUUCUCUAUAUAUACCUCUAGCAGUUCUAUGGAGGGACUCGUUCUUCCGGAGCCAUGGAUGAUGUCCCACCUGCAAACUGACAAGGCAUGAAGAGUCCCAAACCGGGCUUCUUGGGGCUGGGGUGAGCUCCUGGAUCUUGGGUACCACGGAGUGAACCCGAGAGCACGGGGAAGGAAAGCGGCUGGAGGGGAGGGGGGUUGCUCUGAGACAAACCCCGCCGAGCCCGUGCAGGCUGUGGAAAGCCUUCUCCCCUGCUGGCAGCCUGUGAGGAGGAUGGGCGCUGCGGACACGGCGCUGUGAGCCCGUUUGGUGAGCACAGAUUUCCAUGGGACUGAGAAAACUUUGGAUGCUUCAGACAUUUCAUAUUACCUUCCCUUUUUCCCUACAUGGGUAAAAUAUUUGUCCAAGUUUGUUUUGGCAUCAUAGAGCAAUUUUUGAUGAUGUCACUUCUGCAAGAAUCAUGAAAAAGGAAAAAUAGUGUUAGUAUUCUCAGAACUUGAUAUUUCAGCAGGUAAAACAAAGAGAAGAAAGCUGACAAGAUGCAAAAGAGGGCAAAUUUUGUGGCACUCUCCGUGGUGCUGAUUCUGUCUCUGGGGCUUCCACAAAUUGCAUUUCCGUGUCCACACUCAUGUGCCUGUUAUGUUCCCACUGAGGUUCACUGCACAUUUCGGUCAUUAGCAGCUGUUCCAGGAAGACUUUCUAAACAUGUGGAAAGAAUCAAUUUUGGGUUUAACAGCAUACAAUCUAUAUCUGAAAACUCAUUUGCAGGGCUUACAAAACUGGAAUUGCUCAUGAUUCAUGGAAAUGACAUCCAAAAUAUACCCAAUGGGGCUUUAAAAGAUCUUGUGUCUCUACAGGUUUUCAAGAUUAGUUACAAUAAACUGAAAGUCAUUACAGGCCAAACCCUUCAAGGACUUUCAAGCCUAAUGAGACUGCACAUGGACCAUAACAGAAUUGAAUUCAUUCACCCAUAUGCUUUUAAUGGAUUAACUUCCCUGAGAUUGCUCCAUUUAGAAGGAAACUUAAUUCAGCAGCUGCAUCCCAACACAUUUUCAACAUUUAUCGUUCUUGAUUAUUUCAAACUGUCAACAGUAAGACACCUCUACCUGUCUGAAAAUGCCAUUAGGACACUGCCUGAAAGGAUGUUUCAGAGAAUGCCACUCCUGGAAAAUCUUUAUCUUCAUGGGAAUCCCUGGUCCUGUGACUGCAACUUGAAAUGGUUUCUUGACUGGAAUGAAAUGUCAGUAGGUGUCUUAAAGUGCAAAAAGGAUAAAGCCUAUGAAGGAGGACAGCUCUGCUCUAAGUGCUCCAGUCCCAAGCAUCUGGAGAAACAAGAUAUUCAAAAUGUAAAGGAUAUAUCAUGUAGAAAACCCAUUGUACAGUCCUCACUGAAACAGAACAGCAGCAUUAAUGAGGAGGAAGGAGGUGAUAGUUAUGAGUUUCCUGUGGAGGACUUUCAGUCAUCCACAUGGAACAUUACUCUGAAUAUGACUGAUGAGCAUGGAAACAUAGUGAACCUGAACUGUGAAAUCAAGAAGCCAGCAGACUCUACCAAAAUUCAGUGGAACCAAAUUUCUCCGCAGGAAAUUGAAAUUAAUGCUACAAUUUCACUGGAUUUUGAAUGCCCAAUGAACCGAGAAAACUAUGAAAAACUAUGGAAGCUUAUAGCUUAUUACAGUGAGGUGCCUGUUAAAUUAGAAAGAGAAAUCAUGCUUAGCAAAGAACCUAAAAUAAGCUAUCGAUACAGGCAAGGCUCAGAUUAUGAUGCCUUUUAUUACACAGGUGUCAAAGCUCAAAUACUUGCUGAACCUGCUUGGGUGAUGCAACCUCUGAUAAACAUCCAAUUAAACAGGCGCCAAAGCACAGGGAAAAAAGUAGUGCUGUCUUUUUUUACUCACUUUUCUCAGGCCAUUCAGACCAAAGACACAAAACCUCAGAGAAGCAGUUGGGUAAUGAUAGAGCAAAGUCAGAACAUAAGGACAGCCCAGAGUGUAAUUGAAGGCUCAGACUGUCAGCUGAGCUGCAAUGUGAAAGCAUCGGAGAGUCCCUCCAUUCAGUGGGUGUUUCCAGAUGGGAAAAAACUGAAAGCUCCUUUCAAUGAGAAAGAAAGCAGGUUUUCCAUCCUCAGCAGUGGCCAGUUAAUAAUCAAAAAAGUAGACUAUGUUGAUUCUGGAUUGUACCACUGUGUUGCUCAGGUGCGAGAUGAAGUAGACCGAAUGGCCUAUCGAGUUUUAGUGCAACCUCCAGUGAUUCAGCCAGCUGACCCUGAUGUCAUGAGGGUUGAAAAAAAUGUUAGAGAGCCAAUAGUCAUGCCUUGCAGGGCAGUUGCUGUACCAGAUGCAGAGCUGAGCUGGAUCCUUCCAAAUGGCCAUGUGCUUAAUCAUUUAUCAAACUCAUCAAAAGGAUACAUGUUAGACAAUGCCACGUUGUUCAUUCCAAACAGCCAUACCAGUGAUAGUGGCUAUUAUAGGUGUGUAGCAGUGAAUCAGUGGGGAUCAGAUCAGUUUGCUGUUAGGGUUACAAUAAGUAAGAUGGUAUCUGACAGAUCCUUUAAAAAGGUAAAACUGAGGAAGCGUCCAAUUUCAAAAAGCUCCACCAAGAGAAGAGGGGGUAUAACAGAAGAUGAGGGAGGGUCAGGUGCAGAAGAGACCAAUGAGCCCCCGCACAAAAAGAACCACCUGAAAGACCGGGAAGUAUCGAUUAAACAAAAGAAUGACCUGGUACCUGAGGCUCAACUUAAAAAAGGUAAAAAAGGCAGGAGAAAAAUGAAAUUCUGGAAAGCUACAGAUAAAACCCAAGAGAGCAACGUGGCAGAAGGCCGUAGAGUAUUUGAAUCUCGAAGGAGAAUUAAUAUGGCAAACAAACAGAUCAAUCCACAGCAUUGGGCUGACAUUUUGGCAAAGGUUCGUGGAAGAAAUCUGCCUAAAACAACAGUAGCACCCACCCUUUCUUUAAGAACUGCGUUGUCCUUAGUUAUGCAGAAGGCCACAACAGCUCCUUCUCUAGUGGCCAACCCCCCCCUGAAACCAGCGCUGGAGAUAGAAGCUGAUAUAGAAGAGUCUUCAGCAGAGGCAUCCCACGUGGGUGAGAAUGAGCUGCCCUCAGCCACAAUUGCCCCCACUGUUAUAGGACAGGAUUAUAGUCAAGAUCACAGACCUUCAGGUCAACCCACAUUAAUGAGCACAGAGACAGGGCCUUCCACUGAAUACAAGCAUUUUCAAUCACCUACAAGUAUAUACACUGUAGAAAACCCUUUUGUGUGGGAGACAUAUGUUUCAACAGCCUCUUCAACCUUAAUAACACAAGAUCAGCAGCACGGUAGUCAAAAAAGGGAUUAUUUUUUGACAUCCAAAACAAGCAGGAGUACUUCCACAAAAGAGCUUCUUAAUAAAAAAAUGAUAACUAGCAUGCCUCAUACUCAAAGUAAUUUGUUCAUAGCAGAAAAUGCAGAGGCAACACCUCCUUAUUCAGCAGAGGAAACAUCUGCUUCUGCAGAGCUACCAGAGGAUGCUGCUUUCCCUACUGCAUCCCAACCUAUAGAUUUCCUAACCAAUGUGGAGACAACUUCACAGAGCACUGAAGUGAACCAUGUGCAUGCUGACUCUGUACAUUCUCAGAAGAAUGAGAUCAGCUACAUAGAUGUAAUAUCCACUCCUACUAUUUAUUCAUCCUCUACUCCAUUUAAAGGCUUUGGCAUUGGAGCCAGCAGUUUCAUAACGCAUCAGCAUACAGGGGUACCAACAGGUCAAACUAAAAUUGCAGAUGUUGAGUUAAGCAGAAAUAAUCAAGUUUUCACAUCAGGUAGUGGCAAAACCGGUGAAGAGCCACAGGUUAGCAAGGACAUAGAGACUCACAUAAGAAUGUCUAGUAGCAGUCAGGAGAGUUUCAAGGGAGAUGCACAUAAAAAUGUGCCUGUUUCAAACCUCUACCCUGCAUCUACAUUGGCAAGUACUAUCACUCCUCUUAGAACAACAGAGCUGAGUAUAACUGCUGCUUCAUUUGGCAAGCUGACCACUAUGGCAAUGGUGACAACUCCCUAUAGAAAAACUACUUCUGCUAACUCAUUGGUUACCCAGCAUCCCAGAAAAAGACCUUAUGGGAGGAGAAGAUUAAGACUCAACAGAUUUCGGCAAAGACCAAAGCCUAUUCCUUCUACUGCUUUUACCACAGAGGGAACACCCAUUGUUCAAAAAACCCCUAAACCAGAAUCCAUUAUUCAAAGUACACCUGGAACUCUGAUAGGGGAGGAUCAGAAAAAUGAGGCUAAGAAACAAGUUGAGAAAGAUAAGCAGUUAGAGAUGAUUACUUCUUUAGUUACAGAUGCAAAUGUUUUAGAGAAGUCAACUACAUUCAAAGACACAGAUUUAGCCUCUUUACAUUGGCCUACUUCUUCUCCACCUGAAACAACAUAUGUGACACUUUCUACUACUUCUGAAACCCUGGUAGUUCCUGUGACUGCUAUCACAAAUACAUCAGAAUAUGAUGGACUUAACAGAGCUUCUGUUACAAUGUUAAAUGUGUCCCCUGAAGCAGACCAGGAGACAUCAACAUACCAUACUUUAGGUAUUGUACCUGAAGCAGAUAUAACUGAAACAGGUUAUGAAGUUACAAAUGGUAAAGCACAGGAAACAAGCACUGCAGUGUCCUCUGAGCAUAUCUAUAGCUUGGUAUCAUCAGCCAGGCCUAGAUACUCAGCCAUUCCAGAAUUUCAAGAAGAAUCUCUUUCCCUUGGCUCAAAAAAUGAAGAGAAUGGAAUCAGUCCUAGCAUAUUCCAGUCCACACCUCCCACUGUGCUUUAUUCAAGUACUCCUGGUGAUUUCAUGGAAGAUUUUAAGGAUCUGUCAACUCCAGAUAAACUGCAGGAGUCUUUAAAACCUUUAAAGACAACAAUGGUUACUACACCACUGCAUCAAAGUGAAGCAACAACCUUAUCUUCUUCCUACAGCACAACAGAAUCUCAGUCUCUUACUUCUACAGAAACAAAGACAUCUGUUACUAUACCGGUACAAACUGAGAUAAAAUCUUUUCUGUGGAGCAGGAAAGAAGACACAUCACAUGCAUUUGAUAAUGAACCUAUUCCUGUACAUACAACUACAAGUCUUGGCUCUCCAGCUACAUCUGUUACCCCUUUCUCAUUUACAAAACCUACUGCUCCUCCUUCAUCUAUUUCAAGCAACUUACAUGUGUCUGUUCAUUCUCCUACAAAAGAAAAUAACAUAUUUAAUCAAAUAGGCUUGCCAGAGACCAAGAGAGUUGAAACUGACAGUGUAAGAAUUAUACUUAGCUCAAGGCAAAAUGUUUUUUCCACUCCAUAUUCAAACCAAAACAGAAUUAAUGCACAACCCAAAGAAGAACAAUUUAAAAGGACCUAUACUAGCAAAUCAAACAAUAGUUUACUGCUGAAUGCAAACUUUCCCCGUCAGCCAGCAGGGAAGAUACCAGUCUUAAACCAGCGACCAGUUAUUGUGCCUCCAAAGCAGAUUCCAUCAAGGGGCACAGUGAGGUCCCCAUAUCUAAUCACACAGGGCUCAUUUCAGCAUUUUGUAACUCACCAGCCCCUCCACUAUACUAAUAAACCAGAGAUAACAGCUUAUGCAGCACACACAACACAGGAUAAAAAUGCCCCUCAUGCAGAACUGACCACCACAACAGUAGCCACUCCAUUGUACAGACCUAAUUCCCUCACUCCAAGCAGGUUUAGCAAUCAAGGUCAAAACAGAUACAAUAUCAACUCCAGAAUUUUUGGCAAUAACUAUAUUCCUGAUAACAGAGGCACAUCUGGGAAACUUCCAAGUCAAGGAAUCCCAUAUUAUCCUAGUCUCAGAAUUCCAUUCAUCUUUAAUAGAACCAGGAUAUUCCCACAUAUAGGAAUGAAUCCUAAAGCUGUAGUGCCUAGUCCAUUUGCUCCAGAAAAUACAAAUGAGAAGAAAGUUGUCCAGCUUUCACCUACCAAGAGUACAGUAAAGAAUGCUGCCUCGGAGUCUCCAGUGUUUCCAGUACCUCCACAAUCCCACAUCUCCAGCACCAUACCACCUGCCACAACUACUUUGAAGAUCACCUCUCCAGCACUUCUCUCUCAAAGCAACAGACCUCAAAUAACUUCUACCAUUCAGUCCUUCAGAAGCAUCCAUUAUAAUAAUAAAAAAGUUCCACUUGUGCCGAAACUAGGAGGAAUUCUGACACACAAUUCCAGCGUAAUUCAGGUUUCAACCAAUUUCCGAGGACUUGGAGAAAGACCUAAAAUCACCACAAAAGGUUCUCACAGCUUAUCUAGCCUUGCUGAAACAGAUGCUAUUAUUCCAUGUGAAGCAGUGGGAGAACCAAAACCUUUAGUGACUUGGACAAAAAUCUCCACAGGAGCUCUGAUGACAGCCAACACAAGGAUACAACGGUUUGAAGUCUUGAAAAAUGGCACGUUCAUUAUCCGAAAUGUUCAGCUUCAGGACCGUGGACAGUAUUUGUGCACUGCCCAGAACCUGCAUGGUGUUGAUAAAAUGAUUGUCUUGUUGACAGUAAUCGCCCAGCAGCCCAAAAUACUAGUUUCCCGCUACCGAGAUAUCACAGUUUAUUUUGGAGAGACAGUGGUCAUGGAAUGCCAGGCCAAUGGGAUCCCAAGCCCACAUAUUUCAUGGAUUUUUCCUGAUAGGAAGAUAUUACAGAAAGUGACUACUACUGAAAGCAGGAUAAUGCUGCAUGAAAAUCAAACUAUGACCAUCAAGGAAGCUACCUUUACAGACCGAGGAGUGUACAAGUGCAUAGCUAGCAAUGCGGCAGGAGCUGACAGUGUAGUAGUGAGGCUUCACAUUGCAGCCUUACCUCCUAUAAUCCAUCAGGAAAAACAAGAAAACUUUUCUUUGCCUCUGGGACACAGCAUUAACAUUCACUGCAGUGCCAAAGCAGCACCCCUUCCUAGCAUUCGCUGGGUGCUCUUUGAUGGCACCCAGAUCCGACCAUCUCAGUUUGUUAAUGGGAAUUUCUUUGUUUUCCCCAAUGGAACCCUUUACAUACGCAAUGUCUCCCCGAAGGACAGUGGGAACUAUGAAUGCAUUGCAGCGAACAUGGUGGGUGCAGCCAGGAGAGUAGUACAACUCUAUGUGAAGAAGCAGUCAUCUAAUGCCAAGAUCACUGGGAGCUCUCCCCAGAGAACAGAUAUAACAUAUGGUAGCACCCUACGACUCGACUGCAGUGCUUCUGGGGACCCCUGGCCCCGGAUAUUAUGGAGGCUGCCUUCAAAGAGGAUGAUUGAUUCUUUGCACAGUAGCUGGGAGACCAGAAUCAAGGUGUUUGGCAAUGGGACUUUGCUUGUCAACUCAGUCACCAAUAAGGAUGCAGGCGAUUAUCUUUGUGUGGCCCGCAAUAAGGUUGGGGAUGACUAUGUGGUUCUUAAAGUGAAUGUGAUGAUGACACCAGCCAAGAUAGAACAUAAAAAUGUGCAUAAUCACAAGGUUAAAUAUGGGGGGGAUCUGAAAGUUGAUUGUGUAGCCACAGGUGUGCCAAACCCAGAAAUCUCCUGGGGCCUCCCAGAUGGUAGCAUGAUAAACACCUUCAUGCAAUCAGAUGACAGUGGAAGUCGAGCAAAGAGAUAUGUGGUUUUCAACAAUGGAACACUGUAUUUCAAUGACGUAGGCCUGAGAGAGGAGGGGGACUACACGUGUUAUGCUGAGAACCAGAUUGGAAAGGAUGAGAUGAGAGUGCGGGUCAAAGUACUAGCUGAGCCUGCAACUAUCAGGAACAAAACCUACUCUGUUAUUAAUGUUCCCUAUGGAGAUGUUGUCACUGUUACAUGUGAAGCCAAAGGUGAGCCAACCCCCAAAGUGACGUGGCUUUCUCCAACAAAUAGACCUAUUCCUGUCCUAUCCGAUAAAUAUCAGGUGUACAGGGAUGGCACCCUCCUCAUUCAAAAGGCCCAAAGAUCAGACAGUGGCAACUACACUUGUCUGGUACGAAACAGUGCUGGAGAAGACAGAAAAAUAGUCUGGAUCCUUGUCAAUGUUCAGCCCCCCAAAAUUAAUGGGCAUCUCAAUGCAAUAACUUCUGUAAAGGAGACAGCCAUGAGAGACAGCCGUAAACUUAUUGAUUGUAGAGCUGAAGGUAUCCCAGCUCCACGGGUUCUGUGGGCUUUCCCAGAAGGGGUGAUCCUGCCUGCUCCCUACUAUGGGAACAGAAUCACUGUGCACCGCAAUGGCACCUUAGACAUCAGAGGUGUGAGACAAACAGACUCAGUGCAGCUUGUGUGCAUUGGGAGAAAUGAAGGUGGGGAGGCUAGGCUGAUUGUGCAGCUUCUGGUCACAGAUCAUUUGGAGAAACCAUCAUUUAGGGACCCAGUCAGUGAGAGGAUAACUGCAAUAGCUGGGCACAGCAUCAAUCUGAACUGCUCAGUGCAAGGUAACCCUGAACCCAGCACAACAUGGAUCCUGCCCAAUGGCACAGAACUGCAGAGUGGCAGUCACGUGCAAAGGUUCUACCACAAAAGGGAUGGGAUCUUGCACAUCAGUGGCCUCUCUGCAGGGGACGCAGGGACUUACCGGUGCACAGCCAGGAAUUCAGGUGGCUAUGCAGAGAGAACUGUCUUCCUAAAGGUGGGACUCAGGCCAGAAAUCAGCAACCAGUACAACAAUCUUGUGAGCAUCAUCAAUGGGGAAACUUUACAGCUCCACUGCAUUACUCAGCCCAACCAGCGGUCACAUACCUCCUGGACACUGCCCAAUGGGAUUAUACUAGAUAGUCCCCAAACCUUAGGCCGCUUCUCCCUUCUGGAAAAUGGUUCACUUACUGUACGUGAUGCCUCUGUAUUUGACAGGGGCACAUAUUUGUGCAAAGUGUCGACUGAGUAUGGCAUAUCUGUUAUGAACGUGCCAGUCAUAGUGAUAGCCUACCCACCACGGAUCACCAGUGAGCCAGCACCUGUUAUCUACACCAGGCCUGGAAAUGCGAUUAAACUGAACUGCAUGGCCAUUGGGAUUCCUAAAGCAGAAAUAACAUGGGAGCUCCCAGACAAAUCACAUCUGACAACAGGAGCUCAGUCCCGUCUGUAUGGAAAUAAAUUCCUUCACCCUCAGGGGUCGUUAAUCAUCCAGCAAUCUACACAAAGGGAUGCAGGCUUCUACAAAUGCACUGCUAAAAAUAUCCUAGGCAGCGAUUCAAAAACAACUUAUAUCCACAUAUUCUAACAUUUAAGCAAGCUCCUCUGAUUAGACACUAAUGCCCAGUUUACUGCCUAGCAAGUACAACACAGAAAGUACUGUUUGUAAACAGUCAAACCUAUUGAGGGCAGAAAAGUGAAUUGUACAUCUCAUUUUCAUUAGCAGUACAUCAUUGCCUUCAGAUUGACCUUUAACAGUCCAAAGCCUCUUGUUAUUCCAAAGCUACUCUUUGGUUUAAGAAGCACCUUAAAAGAUACCAAAGAAGUAUUCACUGUAAUAAUACUAUUAUUACAGUUAUGGUGAUAAAAUGUUUCAUUAUUUUGUUGGAGAGACAAUAUUUUUAUCCCUUGCAGUGCUUCUGCAUAAUCUAGCCUUAUAGAAUAUGAUUGCUAACCUUUCUGUUAAUUCUUCUAUCACCUCUUCAAAAUCCAAAGAUUAAUUCAGCAAAUAAGAGUGAUCUAUUUUUUAAUAAAAGACAUUCAGACAUUAGUUACUUUAAUCUGUGAACAACCCUUUUUCAACUUCUAAGGAUGUUCCUGUUGAAUUCAAUCAUUAUAUAUUUUAUAUAUUUUUAAAUUAGACUAUGAGGCUAGAAAAACUUAUAAUGAUUUUGGUCUCAUUUUAUAAAUUAUUGGUCUUUACAAGACUCUGAUAUGUUACUGUGUUUUAUAAUGUUAAGGUCAGUAUACUGUACGUUUUAUAAUAAAAAUAUUUUCCAAACAA